Molecule: messenger RNA, 3557 nt
Organism: Danio aesculapii
Lineage: Eukaryota; Metazoa; Chordata; Actinopteri; Cypriniformes; Danionidae
Gene: mov10l1
Product: Mov10 like RISC complex RNA helicase 1
Exons: 26
Coding region: 55-3375 (1106 amino acids)
Molecular function (GO): helicase activity
Source: RefSeq, a predicted model, not a curated record
UUUGUGUUCUUCUUCUGGAGCUUUAAACAUCUUCAUCUUCAUCAGUGUGUGAGGAUGGUGAGUGUGGUGCAGUGUUUAAUGUCGCGGCUGCUUUGGCCGCUGUGGCGCCGCGCGCAGGAGGAGGAGCAGCGGCUGCGGGAGGAUCUGAUGCCCGACGGUGUGGCUCAGAUCCGGCAGGUGCGCACUGGUGUCGUGACUCACCUGUGUGUGGAUUAUGGUCUGAUCGAUCACUCGGUGUUCUUCAGUCCGGCUGCAGUGUUAGGAGGAGCUGCGCUGGCGGUGGGAGACACUGUGCAGGCGCUAGCAGUGCGGGACGGGGAACACGGACAGUGGAGGGCCAUACGGGUGGAGCGGGACAAGGACUCGUGGGAGAGCAGCCAAUCAGAGGCUGUCAGUCAGGACAAACUGCGCACUCUGAUUGGAACGGUGACGUCAUGUGAUCAAGAUGGCGGAUAUAUAAACCAGACAACGUACUUCCCUCGAUCGGCUCUGUGUGAAGGGUUCGAGCCGAUGAAGGGUGACUGGGUAACAGCUCAUUAUGUGGUGUGUCCGGUGGAGUGGAGCAGUGAAGCGAGGGCCGUUUCUCCUCUCCGCUAUCGCCGCAUGGACGGGGUGAGUGUGACGUGUGUGCGGAGUAACACCGGUGUGGUGGAGGACAGUGUGUUCUUCAGUCUGGACUCUCUGAUCGUCCCGCCGGGCUUCAGGCCGUCUCGAGGGGAUCUGGUCAAUCUGGUGGUCCUGGAGAGCAGUCAGUCUCUGUACAGCUGGAGAGCGCUGUGUAUGACGCCGCUGCAGCGCAGUGCUCCGUGUUCAGAGCAGAAGGAGCCAGACGCUGAUCUUCAGGCUUUACUGCAGGAGAAAGGAGGCCUGCAGGUCAGCCAGCAGAACCAGUGUGUGUGUCUGCUACUGGGAGACUGCAGUGAGCAGAUCAUCUGGGUGCAGAACUGUGGCUCGGAGCGUCAGCAGCUGCAGCGGUGUGUGUGUGCAGGAUGGGACUCCGCUCAGCAGUUCAGCAUCCGCUCCGUCAGCAGGUGUGUGGAUGGAGGAACUGAAGCUCCACCUGUGCAGGUGCUGGAGGAGCCGCUGGACAUCCACCCCGGACAGAAGAUGUGUGUGCGCGUCUGCUGCACCGCAAAGACUCUGGGCCGCUCAACUGAGCUGCUGCUCCUGCACUUCUCCUCCUUCACCAUCGGGCGGCGUCUGGAGCUGUCUGUGAGCAGUGUGGAGGAACAGCUCCUCAAUCCCAGCAUGCCCUACUGCUCUCCGUCAGCCCCCCCGCUACAACAGCAGCCCCAGCAGGUGCUCACGGUCUCAGCCCCGCCCACGCCGCUCAGACUCACAAGGCGGCAUCUUCCGAACUUCCUAGGGAACUAUGCUGUACCGCACAUGCUGCGAGAGUGUGUGGAGGCCCAGAAGGAUGUGCUGGUGGUCCAGCCUGCUCUGGCCGAGGCGUUGAGCUUGCGGUCGAUGCUGCCGCGUUUCUCUGCUCUGCUGUGGCUGGAGGAGCUGCAGGCCGAGAGGGAGAUCCGGGAGUUCAGCCUCACCGGCGCUAUACUCAGGAGAGGAGCGGUGUACUUACACCUGGAGGUGCCGGGACUGGCGGAGGGACGCCCCAACCUCUUCAUCGGUGAUAAAGUGGUCCUGAAGAAGCCGUGCAGUGGAGGAGUUGUGAUUGAGUAUAUCGCGUACGUCACAGAGAUCUCUGAUGAGGAUGUGAGUUUGCGUGUGAAUGCAGAGUUUCAGAGCAGUUAUCUGGGAGAGCCUCUGGAUGUGGAGUUCAGCUUCAACAGGCUGACCAUGAGGAGAUGCCACUGCGCUCUGGAGCAAAGCAAACACUUCGGAGAGAACAUUUUAUUUCCCAGCAUGCUCCAGCUACAGGCGCCUCAGUGGAGUGGAGAGUGGGGUCUGCAAGAGGAGGAGGACGAGGAGCUGAAGGACAGUGAGCAGACUCAGGCAGUGAUGGGCUCAACACUGACCGCAGAGAUGGUGUCUGUGGCCACACAAACUAAAACAGAUCUGAGCGUGACAGAGAAGCGGAUCCCAAACCCAGGUCAGUUCUUUAACCCAGAUCUGAACGCGGCGCAGAAGCAGGCCGUCAGACACAUCCUGAGCGGAGAGAGUCGACCCACACCGUAUGUGCUGUUCGGACCACCCGGCACCGGCAAGACCAUCACACUCAUAGAGGCCAUCCUGCAGGUUCAUCACCGUAUCUCCUGCAGUCGUGUGCUGGUGUGUACUCCCUCUAACAGUGCGGCUGACCUGAUCUGCAUGCGUCUGCAUCACAGCGGCUUCCUGCACAGCGCCAGUCUGGCUCGAGUCAACGCCACCUGCAGGCCAGAGGAGUCCAUGUCGGAGGAGCUGCGUCAGUACGCUCGAGCUGGAGAAGACAUCCGACAUGCCAGUUUUCACCGGAUUGUGGUCAGCACCUGCUCCAGUGCUGGAAUGUUCUACCAGAUCGGCCUGCGUGUUGGUCACUUCACUCAUGUGUUUGUGGAUGAAGCCGGUCAGGCCACUGAACCUGAGACUCUGAUUCCUCUGAGUUUACUGUCUGAGACCAGCGGACAGAUUGUUCUGGCUGGAGACCCGAAGCAGCUGGGCCCGGUGGUGAAGUCCAGGCUGGCGUCAGUGUUCGGUCUGGGUGUGUCUCUGCUGGAGAGGCUGAUGGGAAACUCACUGUACGCCUGCGGAGAGAGAGGAUUCAACCCCCUGCUGGUGACGAAGCUGCUGUAUAAUUACCGCUCUCAUGAGGCUCUGCUGGAUCUGCCGUCGCGUCUCUUCUACGCUGGAGAGCUGUGUGUGCGCGCGCAGAGAGCUGCCGUCGACUCGCUCUGCCACUGGAACAAACUGCCCACCAGAGGAUUCCCACUCAUCUUCCAUGGGGUCCGGGGCUCAGAGAUGCGUGAGGGCUGUAACCCAUCAUGGUUUAACCCAGCAGAAGCGGUGCAGGUGAUGAUGUACUGCUGUCAGCUCGCCAAGAGACUCUACAACCCCAUCCCUGCUGCGGACAUCGGCGUCAUCGCACCCUACCGCAAACAGGUGGAGAAGAUCCGCAUGCUGCUGCAGCGGGUGGGUCUGGGUGAGGUGAAGGUGGGCUCAGUGGAGGAGUUUCAGGGUCAGGAGUUCCUCAUCAUGAUCCUCUCUACGGUUCGCUCCAAUGAAUCUCUGCUGAAUGAAGAGCUGCAGUGCAUGCUGGGAUUCCUGUCCAACCCCAAGCGCUUCAAUGUGGCCAUCACUCGAGCCAAAGCCCUGCUGAUCGUCAUCGGCAACCCACACGUGCUCAUCAAGGAGCCGUGUUUCAGUGCACUGCUGCAGUACUCGUAUGAUAACCGAGCGUUUAUCGGCUGUGAUCCUCCUGUGACUCUGCAGACCUCCUGAAGGACUCUCUCUCAGAAGACUCUCGGACUUGAUCUCUUGGUUGUUGUUAAUGAAUAUGGAGUCAUUUCUCCUGGUUUUGCUUCUAGAGCACAUUAAUGGAGUAUUCUCCACUUCUCACUGUUUAUUUCUGUUGUUUACAUGUUGAGAAUUAAAUAAUUUGUGUAAGAAUGUGACGUGUUGAU